Molecule: messenger RNA, 579 nt
Organism: Rotaria sordida
Lineage: Eukaryota; Metazoa; Rotifera; Eurotatoria; Philodinida; Philodinidae
Source: the annotation of a GenBank genome assembly
AUGCGUUCUGUCACCCGUCAUCUUUUAUCGAUGAUCAUUAAUGGUUGUCUUAUGCCAGAUGCACUCAUGUAUGACUGCGCCUGCGCAUUAAAACUUCAUUGGAAUAAAUGGUUAGGCAGCGAAAUGCUAAAGACAUCAACAAGAACACAACAGCUUCCAACUCAUCUUGCUCUCGAUAACUUUCAUCAAAAAACACAUUCAAGAUCAAUGUGCCAAACCAUUAUGAAAUCCGAUCAUCCAUCACAUGAAGGACGAUUUGUUGGAUUAAAUAGUCAAGCAGCUGAACAAGCAUUUCAAUAUAUAUCUCGUGCCAAAUUUGCAUUACGAAAUUUUUCAUUUCCACAUUCGACAAUAAUGUUAUUGAUUAUGUUGCAUCUUUUGAAUUGCAAAAUGACCGGCAUCAAUUCGGAAACAAUUGGUGUGGGAUUUCAAUAUUUUGGUGAUAUAAUCAAGGAUUUUUUCCCUACACCAUGCAUAUAUGAACGCUUUGGUGCAUUGAAUGGUGAAGAAUUAAAUAAUGAUGAAGAUGACGAUCAGUCAGAUCUAGAUCAUAAUGUUACAUCUGAAGAUAUAACAUAG